GGGUUUUCCAGGUGAAGCCCUAUCCACAGUUCCACAGCUGGACAUGGUGCCAUGUGGGCAGCGAGCUUCGAUAGUUCCUGGGCGGCCGCUCAUCGGCCUCGAGACAAGAGCAGCGCCCUGGCGAGCGAGCUCAAUGAGCAGUUCAACGAUGGCUUAUUGGUGAAGCUUUUGGCCACCUCCCCUGGAGGCACCGUGAAGACCGGCUUUGACAAGAAGGUCUCCCAACUCUUGGGCCUUCGACAUGGCCAACAACCGCACCAGGAAGGCUAUCUGCCACUGAAUUGGCAGCUGGAGGAGUGGCCGAGAGGCAAGGACGACGCCUCAGGAAAGGGCAUCGCAGGCAACUGGUUCACCAGCGCCUCGCUGGUGAGCCGGCACCUGGCGGACGAUGUGCAGGAAGAGCUGCGGGGCACGGCGCUCUAUGGAUGCAACCGCUAUGCGUGUGGGAGGUCCAUGGAGUCGCAUAAGGUGCUGGUCGUCUAUCAGCCCUACCCAGUGGUGGGCUGUGGCUUUCUGUCGGAUGCCGGCACCAACACUCUGGGGGAGUUCACUGGAUGCGCGCAGGAGUGGCCAGGACCCAAGGGCGCGCGGUGUUCUACCCCGGACGACUGUGGGGUGCGGACGGCUGGCGGGGAGUUUGGGGAGGAGGCCAAGCGUGGUGUCUGGCGCGUCGACCAGAAGUUCCUGUCACCCUUGGCCUUGAGCUUCAGCGGGCGCUUUGACCCCUACUCCGCCGGUGCCCAGCGCUUCGUGGAGGAGCAACGGAGCUGCAACCCGAAGCCCACGCGGCGACAAUUUGAGGCGGGUGAGAGGAUCCACACCAUGGGCUACAACGAGGUCAUGGUCCAGGUUGGGACCCCUGCGAUGCUUUUUGAAGAGAUGCACAAGGAUGGGGCAGUGCCGGCCAAGCGCUUCAGCUUGACGCAGCUGCGGCUCUGGCAGUGCCGCACCAACGGUGUCCGCGCCUUUGCGCGGGUGCAGCCGGUGCCGGAAGUCGUGGAUGAGAAGACCAGGCAUGUGGAGAACUGCCGCUACGAAGUCUUCAAGAAGAUGCGGGACGCCUAUGACAUGGCCUGUGGCCGAAGCGUGCCGACGCCGAUCUUGUUCUUCGACCUCACGGCCGGGGAGAAGCCCUUCUCCGCCCCGGACGAGCUGCCGAAAUGGGCCUUGAGCUUGAAGGAGGAGAUCAACGAGCUCUUUCCCUGCCGAGAUCCCUGCGAUCUGCCAGAAAAGAAGUGA
Messenger RNA from Durusdinium trenchii, 1239 nucleotides. The record is from the annotation of a GenBank genome assembly. NCBI's taxonomy places the organism in Eukaryota, Dinophyceae, Suessiales, Symbiodiniaceae.